Molecule: messenger RNA, 4805 nt
Organism: Astyanax mexicanus (Mexican tetra)
Lineage: Eukaryota; Metazoa; Chordata; Actinopteri; Characiformes; Acestrorhamphidae
Gene: cry3b
Product: cryptochrome circadian regulator 3b
Exons: 15
Coding region: 304-2238 (644 amino acids)
Biological process (GO): negative regulation of DNA-templated transcription; circadian regulation of gene expression; entrainment of circadian clock by photoperiod
Cellular component (GO): nucleus; cytoplasm
Molecular function (GO): DNA binding; FAD binding
Source: RefSeq, a predicted model, not a curated record
ACAGAUACAAGUAGUUACGUUUAGUGCACGAUUAGUUUUUAAGGUCGUAAACACGUAAAUUAGCAGAUCUAGGAAGUCUGGAUCUAUAAGGCUUGUUUAAGGAGCAUGCGCAGUAGCGAGAACGGUUAUGAAACAGUCUGAUUUUGUCCCGGUUAAGUUGAACGUAGGAAUUGUCAAUAAUCCGAGAAACGAGCAGAACUGAGGGCAUGAAAAUCCCACUGACAUGAUUUCAGCACCAGGACUCACAUAAAUACAAAUUCUGCUGCAUCUAAACAUAAGAAGACCCCUCUGCAGUGUGUGAUCAUGACUGUGAACUCCAUCCACUGGUUCCGGAAGGGUCUGCGGCUGCACGAUAACCCCGCCCUGCUGGAGGCGGUUCGAGGGGCGAACACACUGCGCUGCGUCUACUUUCUGGACCCUUGGUUCGCUGGGUCAUCUAACCUGGGCGUGAACAGGUGGAGGUUUCUGCUGCAGAGUUUGGAGGAUUUAGAUGCCAGUCUCCGUAAACUUAACUCUCGUCUGUUCGUUAUCCGCGGCCAGCCUGCUAACAUCUUCCCACGACUGUUUAAGGAGUGGAAGAUUAAUCGGCUGACGUUUGAGUGUGACUCUGAGCCGUUCGGGAAGGAGCGCGAUGCUGCGAUUAAGAAGCUGGCGUCUGAGGCGGGCGUGGAGGUCACCGCCAAAAUCUCACACACACUCUACGACCUGGACAAGAUUAUUGAGCUGAACGGGGGUCAGCCUCCUUUAACCUAUAAGCGUUUUCAGACGCUGGUCAGCGGUAUGGAUCCUCCAGAUGCUCCACUGGAGCCGCUGACUCUCGAGCUGUUGGGCAGCUGCACCACGCCGGUCUCCGCUAAUCACCAGGACAAAUAUGGAGUUCCGGCACUGGAGGAACUGGGCUUUGAUAUUGAGGGUCUGGCUCCAGCUGUCUGGCCUGGAGGAGAAUCUGAAGCGUUGGCGAGGAUAGCAAGACACCUCGGUCCUGACCUGUCUACAGCGUGGCAGGAGAAUUUCGAGAGGCCGAAGUUGAGCUCCAGCCCCCUGCUGGCGAGUCCGCUGGGUCUCAGCCCGUACCUGCGCUUCGGCUGCCUGUCCUGCAGACUGUUCUACUCCAAACUCACCGAGCUCUACAAACGGGUGAAGCAGAACAGCACUCCCUCCAUCUCUCUGUAUGAUAAGCUGCUGUGGAGGGAGUUUUUCUACACCGCCGCCACCAACAACCCGCGCUUCGACCGGAUUGAGGGGAACCCGAUCUGCCUGCGGAUCCCGUGGGAGCGGAACCCCGAGGCUCUGGCUAAAUGGGCUGAAGCUCGAACCGGGUUCCCCUGGAUUGACGCCAUCAUGACCCAGCUGAGACAGGAGGGCUGGAUCCACCACCUCUCCCGACACGCUGUGGCCUGCUUCCUCACCCGCGGAGACCUGUGGAUCAGCUGGGAGGAGGGCAUGAAGGUGUUUGAGGAGCUCCUGCUGGAUGCUGAUUGGAGUGUGAAUGCCGGCAGUUGGAUGUGUCACUCCUGCAGUUCGUUUUUCCAGCAGUUCUUCCACUGUUACUGUCCUGUCGGCUUCGGUCGCCGCAUCGACCCCAAUGGAGACUUCAUUAGACGCUAUUUACCUGUCCUUAAAGAAUUCCCAGCCAAAUACAUCUACGACCCCUGGAACGCUCCGGAGGACGUGCAGGCGGCCGCCAAGUGUGUGAUCGGAGUGGACUACCCGAAGCCCAUGGUGAACCACGCCGAGGCCAGCCGACUGAACAUCGAGCGCAUGAGACAGAUCUACCAGCAGCUCUCCCGCUACAGAGGCCUGAGCCUUCUUGCUACUGUGCCGUCCAACCAUGUGGAGGAUCUGAAUAUGAAUGUGAUUAAUGGAACAGCACCCUCUCCUGGCAAGCGCAGUAGAAACAGCGUGCUGGCCUACAGGGGCAGGAAAGAGCGCAGGGCUAAUGCAGACGAACAGCCCGGACCAAGCGGAGCCAAACAUCGCUCCGUCAUCCACACACUGGGCCACCGUACUGUCCCCCGAGCCUCCCCGUCCCAAGCGCACAGGUUCGCUGUUCCUCAGCAUCCAGGUGGGCUGAUUCGGCUGCCGGGGUCGGGGGCGGGAAAGAGGGAGCGGGAGGCGGAGCAUGAAGGUAACCAUGGAGACAAAGGCCACGCCUCCUUUGCUCUGAAGGUCCAGCGCCAAAGCACAGAGGAGGGUUGUAAUGAUGGAUCGGAAGCAGGUCAGGCUUUCACCUCCUGAGCCCCGCCCACCCUGAUAAUUCUGUACAGUAUUACUGUAAUAUACGUGUGUUAAAACACGCCCCUUCUUUAUUUUGUACUAAAUGUAAAACUACAAUCUAAAUUCUGCUGAAAUUUGCUACAUGCGCGAUGGUUGUAGUGUUUUUGGCUAUGAAAUCUGAGGUAUUGCUAAAUCUGCUUAGCAUUUUGGAGAUAUUUUAAUAACCUGUAUGAAAUCUGUAUGUGAUUUUAUCGCAUUUUAUACACUAUAAUUAUAUUUUUCAGAAACACCAAUUAUAUUUGGUGGAUUAAACACCAGCUCAGCUACAGUUCUGUAUAUAAAAUCUGUGUUAAAAAUGUGUUUACACCCUGAUCAGCAGAGAAAAAUGCCCUCAGAUAACGAAGCGAUAUUGAGUUUUUUAUCGGGAUAUUGAGGGAGAUCUUGUGUUAGCUGUUUAAAUCUGUUUCUAUUGUAACAGAGUAUCUAUUGGACGGUGUUUAUCUGAUCAGUGGUCCAGAGCUGGUCAAGUUUGGGUCCAAAAAUGCACAAUCCCAGUCUGCAGGCUCCGCCCACUUCUGUGUUCCACCUUAGCGACUGUUGCAAGGUUGGACAAGCUUUACAGACGCUGACAACAUUUCCAUUCAGUCCCACAACAGGAGACUGCAGCUAACAGUCUCAGCAGUGAUGUGAAGUGUGAACACAUCAGUGGGUAUAGUUUGCAUUAAUCAGUUCUAUAUAUAUACAGAUACAGCUCUGGAAAAAAAAUAAGAGAGCACUUACAAAAUAAUGAGUUUCUGUGAUUUUACCAAAUUGAAAACUUCUGGAAUCAAAUAUAAUCAAGAGGAAGAUGGAUGAUCACAAACCAUCAAACCACCAAACUGAACUGCUUGAAUUUUUGCACCAGGAGUAAAGCAGCAUAAAGUUAUCCAAAAGCAGUGUGUAAGACUGGUGGAGGAGAACAUGAUGCCAAGAUGCAUAAAAAAAACUGUGAUUAAAAAAACAAAAUAUUGAUUAUUUCUGAACUCUUAAAACUUUAUGAAUAUGAACUUGUUUUCUUUGCAUUAUUUGAGGUCUGAAAGCUCUGCAUCUUUUUUGUUAUUUCAGUCAUUUCUCAUUUUCUGUAAAUAAAUGCUCUAAAUGAGAAUAUUUUUAUUUGUAAUUUGGGAGAAAUGUUGUCUGUAGUUUAUAGAAUAAAACAACAAUGUUCAUUUUACUCAAACAUAAACCUAUAAAUAGCAAAAUCAGAGAAACUGAUUCAGGAACUGAAGUGUUCUCUUAUUUUUUUCCAGAGCUGUAUAUAUAUAUAAUUAUCUCAGAAGCAGGAUGAUUGUGGAAAAUGCUGUUUAUCACUGGUCCUCUAUCCUGUUCUUCGUUAUUUAUUUGGUUAAAGGAUAAUGUGGCUGUACAGAGUAUAUCUGCUCUCUGUGUUCACAUCAGCUUCUGUCUGCUGUCUGCAGCUUUCUCUCUCUUAGAAGAAGAAAUUCCAGUGUUGCUUAUUGUUGUGCUUUUGUCUUGCUCUAACACACCAAAUUCAACUAUUUAUUUAGCAAAAGUUAGAAAAAUAUGAUGACCAAGCAUCUUCAUGCUUUCUUUUCCAAAGUACUCAGGAAAGAUUGAGCUGCUGUUUUGUGUGUUAACUUAUUUGUUUUUUGCAGAGAAAUUGCAAAAUAUGAAGAAUUCUUUUUUUAUUUAGUCUGUUUUCAGCUAUGCUAGCUUGCUAGCGUAAUACCGUCUCUAUCAACAGACUUGCAGAAUACAAUAGAAAUUUAUACCAAACAAAUAUUAAACAAAGCAAUUUAUUUAUCCAAAUUAACAUUUUUUAAGAGAAAUAUAUGUGUAGAUUUAAAACAGUUCCUUUUUAAAUUCUACUUGGAUGCCAAUAUGGAUUAUAUUCUUUUCUAUAGUUGCUGUAGCAUCAGCUAAUCAGCUAGCUAUGCUAAAGUAGCUAAAGCAGCUCAUACAAUCCCUUCAUUUUUCUUAAACAUAUGAUUGAAAGUUGAUUUAUUUUACAGAAUAUCCUACAUAAAUAUAAACAAGAAUGAAUACUAAUCAUACUAAACAACGUGGGUACGUGUUGUGUGCUAAAACUAGCUUUUAACUAGUUUUUUUUACAGGUUAUUCACACCUGUAUGUGUGGAAUCAGGUGUGUUAGAGCAGCAAAACACUAUUUUAUUGAGAGCUCCAGAAGAAAAGAUUGUGGCUUAUCUUGGUUAUUAUAACCAGGUUAAACCAGGUUAUUUCGAGCAUAAAAUCUCCAUCACUUCAUUUUGUCUUCCGUUUAUCCACUGUAAAAAAACUCCAGCCUGCUGAGCCCAAAUCUGUGUAAAUAAAAUCCCUCCAUCAGCUUUUCUUAUUCUACACCGCUUAGCUUUUCUACCUGGUGAUCUGUUCAUCUCUCCACGCUGUAAAUCCGCCUUUUAUCGCUUUCGUCUUUUUCUACUGAAUUUCCUAGCUUUCUCUGUCGACUUUUACAUUUAUAAAUAGAGGAUUUAGGACUGUGAUGUCUCGUACCAGCACCUGUCCUGCAGCUUUAAUCUGUGGAUGUUGUUCCGAAUUACGCAGAAAAUAAAGUGAAAAGAAAAACUAAA